This is a messenger RNA of Tauraco erythrolophus (red-crested turaco), 501 nucleotides long. It is a transcript of the gene BHLHA15, whose product is annotated as basic helix-loop-helix family member a15. Gene Ontology annotation, cellular component: nucleus. Gene Ontology annotation, biological process: positive regulation of transcription by RNA polymerase II; axon development; sensory organ development. The record is from RefSeq and is a predicted model, not a curated record. NCBI's taxonomy places the organism in Eukaryota, Metazoa, Chordata, Aves, Musophagiformes, Musophagidae. Gene Ontology annotation, molecular function: E-box binding; DNA-binding transcription factor activity, RNA polymerase II-specific; protein dimerization activity.
AUGAAGACUAAAACCAAAGGAAAGAAGCAAAGGCAUACUGCUGGCAAAGAAGCAUUUUCUGAGGAGUCAGUAAUGAGAAAAAAAGACCUGGUGAAACGUUUGCGACACAAGGAAGGGAGGAAUGGGGGAAACAAGGAGAGCAGCAAGAUCACUACAGCCAGAGCCAAGCAUCCUUGGAGCAAUAAGGACAGGCAUUUGAGGAGGCUGGAAAGCAACGAGCGGGAGAGGCAGAGAAUGCACAAGCUCAACAACGCGUUCCAGGCUUUGCGGGAGGUGAUCCCUCAUGUGAGAGCUGAAAAGAAACUUUCCAAAAUAGAGACACUCACGUUGGCCAAAAAUUACAUUAAAUCCUUGACCUCCAUUAUACUCAAUAUGUCCAACGGACACUUUCCAGCAGCAGAAGGAAUGGGGGCAGCCUUGGGGUCCAAAUUGUACCAGCAUUAUCAACAGCAACAUGGGGAUGAUGACAAUGAGGAACAUCUACAAAAAUAUUCCACAUAG